ACACACAGACCCUCCUCAUUGUGAGAGAGGCGGACUCAUAUGGAGGGCCGCUAUUCGGCUCUGCAGCGACUGCAGCGUCUCCCGCUGCCUGUUCUUCCUCCGCGCGCGUCUCCGCGAGCGCUGUGAUGUGAAUAUUAAUGAUGCUGCGCGAAUCUCCGCGCUCAUUUCCAUCGCUUUCACCCAACCGAGAGUUGUUUAAAGACAGGACGUUUCGAGAGCAGCAUGGCAGAAGCCCCUGUUGGAGAGGACGCACCCAAAGAGCAGGAGAGUGCCACCUCACUUACUCACGAUCCCCUGCCAGGGGUCGGUGGUGCUCUGUGGGAAAGGGUAUUGAAAGCUAGUGUUACAGCUGGAGCUUUCCUCCUGUUGUACACACUGUCUCAACUCACAGGUUUGUGGGUCCUUUACAUGCUGAAUGGAUACAGGGCUUUUCCAGCGGCACAUAAAGUUUUGGAUCUCCUUCAGUACCUUCUCUCCACCAGUGAUGCCUAUGAUCAACAGAUGGAGAUAUGGAGGGUGGAGAGCGCGUUGCCCCUCAUAGCCACACUCUUCUUAGGUGUAGUCAUUCUUGGUACUGGAACGCUGUUCUGCAUUAGAACCCUGGUGCCUGGCAACCCAUCUUGCUUCCCUGACGACCGUCGUCAGUCCAUGAGCAGGCAGCCCUCCUUUACAUAUUCAGAAUGGACUGAUGCUAAACAGGAGUAUUUCUACGAGCUGGAUGCUGUUCCGGAGACGCCUGUGUUCGACUGCUUUAUGGACAUGAAGACCGAAACUGACCCUGCCACUCUCACUGUCAAACCUGUUGGCUUGCAGGAAAGGAGAGGUUCUAACGUGUCGCUGACGUUGGACAUGUGCACCCCUGGUACUACAGAGCCCUAUGGAGCGCUGCUGUCCCCUAAAGAGCAGGGCACACAGGAAUACCUGCAGAACGCAUCCAACCUGCUCACCCCUGAGCAGCUGCACAAGCGCGCACUGGACGACGCUGUACUGCAGGCGGAGUUCUACGAGACACCCAUGAACUUCGUGGACCCAAAAGAAUACACUUUCCCCGGCGUGGUGAGGAAGAAUCGCUACAAAACCAUACUACCAAACACACAUAGCAGAGUUUGCUUAAAAGCAAACGAGGAAGGUGAUUUUCUCAGCACCUACAUCAAUGCUAAUUAUUUGAAGGGCUAUGGUGAGAAAGAAAAGGCUUACAUUGCCACACAGGGUCCCACUGUAAACACAGUGGGGGAUUUCUGGAGGAUGGUUUGGCAGGAGCACUGUCCCAUUAUCGUCAUGAUCACCAAUAUUGAAGAAAAAAAUGAGAAAUGCACAGAAUACUGGCCAGAGGACAGUGUUGUCUGUGAGGGUAUCGAGAUCACUGUCAAACAGGUCAUCCAGGCAGAUGACUACAGUCUAAGGAUUUUCACUGUGAAGAGUGAGGGUGAGGAGCGCACUCUCAGACAGUACUGGUACACAUCCUGGCCAGAUCAAAAAACUCCAGACAAGGCCCCGCCUCUCCUGGAGUUGGUUCAGGAAGUGGAGGAAGCGAGGAAACAGGCUCCAUCCAACAGUGGCCCUGUCAUUGUUCAUUGCAGUGCAGGGAUUGGACGCACUGGCUGUUUCAUUGCUACCUCCAUCUUAUGCCAGCAGCUAAGCAAUGAAGGGGUGGUUGACAUCCUGAAGACCACUAGCCAGCUACGCUUGGACAGAGGUGGGAUGAUCCAGACAGCGGAGCAGUAUCAGUUUGUUCAUCAUGUACUCAGUCUGUAUGAAAGACAGCUUCGAAAGACCUCAGAAGAGUAAAGCCUCCAUGAGCGCACAACCUUCACAUCUCUCCUCAGAGCAGUUGACCUUCAUCCGAACACAUGGGGCAGGGACUGACCCUCAGUUCCUCAAGUCUCUUGUAUUCAAACACAACAGAAGUUUAGGUUGAACCGUCCUUUUAGAAGCAGACCCAAUAUUACAUUUUAGCCGACCUAAAUUCAACAUCACAACACCAAUCAGUUAUUAAAUAUACUUUUUUCUUUAUUCUUUACCAUAACAGUAACACAACAAACAUAAAGGGAUCAUAUAUAUCAUAACACAAGUGCUGCCCUCAUAGUAACGUUCAGCAGGCCAUCAGUGCUCAAAUAUGACAAAGUUUCUAUGUGUGUGUACUUCAUAUGUGGUGGGAUGAACACAAUAACAAGCAGAC
Messenger RNA from Rhinichthys klamathensis goyatoka, 2179 nucleotides. RefSeq names its product protein tyrosine phosphatase non-receptor type 5 (gene ptpn5). The transcript has 13 exons. Gene Ontology annotation, molecular function: protein tyrosine phosphatase activity. Gene Ontology annotation, biological process: protein dephosphorylation. The record is from RefSeq and is a predicted model, not a curated record. Bases 223 to 1788 code for a protein of 521 amino acids. Lineage: Eukaryota; Metazoa; Chordata; Actinopteri; Cypriniformes; Leuciscidae.